This is a messenger RNA of Nicrophorus vespilloides, 1552 nucleotides long. RefSeq names its product cell division cycle 7-related protein kinase-like. The transcript is spliced from 9 exons. Gene Ontology annotation, cellular component: nucleus. Gene Ontology annotation, molecular function: ATP binding; protein serine/threonine kinase activity. Lineage: Eukaryota; Metazoa; Arthropoda; Insecta; Coleoptera; Silphidae. The record is from RefSeq and is a predicted model, not a curated record. The coding region runs from base 85 to 1539 and encodes 484 amino acids. Gene Ontology annotation, biological process: mitotic DNA damage checkpoint signaling; protein phosphorylation.
CCUAUUAUCCUAUACAUAAACAUUGACAUUAUUAUUUAAGUAUUUAUUGAGUGUAUAUUUAAGUAGAAAAUUCAAUCCCAAGAGAUGCCUCCAAUGUGUUCCCCAGUUAAAAACAAAAGCAGUGAUGAAGCAAAGCCUAUUCAAGGUCUUUACUUCAGGGCUAGAAAUGAAUCUGCUACAGAAUCCAGUGAUAGUGAUGAAUCGUAUAAGGAUGAAAUUGACAAGAUGAUGGAUGACUUUCCAGCAUUUGAUAAAUAUUUUAAUCUGGUUGGUCAGGUUGGUGGUGGCACAUUCAGCACUGUUUAUGAAGCUGCACUGAAAAGUGAUCCAUUGAGACGUCGCAGGUUUGCUGUUAAACACAUUGUGCCCACUUGUCAUCCAGACAGGACCAAAUUUGAAUUGAAAUGCCUCAAGGAAAUUGGUGGAAAAGAUAACGUUGCUGGAAUAGACUUAUGUUUGAGACAUGAAAAUAAUGUUUUAUUUGUGAUGCCUUACCAACCCCAUGACUUAUUUGUCGAUUAUGUUAGACUCAUGGAUCUUGAAGAAAUUGUUAGUUAUAUGAAAAAUUUACUAGUCGCCUUAGCCCGAGUUCACAAAUUUAAAGUAAUACACAGAGAUAUAAAGCCAAGCAAUUUCUUAUACGAUAGAAAAACAAGACGGUGUUUAUUGGUUGAUUUUGGUUUAGCACAGCAACAGGAAGAUGCUGGUGCUAAGAAAAAAUCGGAAAAGUCUUCGAAGAAACGAGAUCCACUGUCUCCAUCUAAUGGACAGGUAACUGAUGGAAAAGCGACAGAUAAAAGGCCCGAAGGGCAGCAGGUCAAUUUAGCGAAGUCUUCCUCAAAUUCAGUCACAACUAAACCGGGCGUUUCCCUCGCCAAAGAGAACUUUAUGAACUCCCGGAAGAGCAUAACAUGCAUCAACUUCGAGCAAACACCAGAUGCAAUGCGAAGAUCGAGAACAACGGAUGCGUGCAAAUGUUACGGAAAGCCCAGGCUAUGCACUGCUUGUCCGCUGGACAACCCAAUGCACGCGUCCAGGGCUGGAACUCCUGGAUUCAGACCGCCCGAAGUACUCUUGAAGUAUGCUCAUCAAACGACAGCUGUGGAUAUUUGGGCGGCAGGAACAAUUCUACUAUCCAUCCUCAGCGGCAGCGGGAAUUUCUUUUCGAGUCCAAAUGAUAUAGCCGCACUGGUUGAACUGGUAACCAUAUUCGGUUACGACAACUUGAAAAAGACGAGUCAAAUGUUUGGUCGAUACUUUCUGUGCAGCGAAAAUAGACCGCAACUGGAUCUUCGGAAAAUCUGUUGCAUAUUACGCAACAGAGGGACUAAACUAAAUAAAGUACUAUCAGGAAAGAAAUGUGCAGAUUGCGAUCAAUAUAAGCGUGUCUGUUUAUGCAUCGGCGUGCCUUUGGACGAGGAGAUCAAAGACGAGUUCCCAGAGGCCGCUUACCAUUUGCUCCAAAGGCUCCUAGACGUGAAUCCAGAAACUAGAAUAACCGCCGAACAGGCACUGAAACAUGAGUUUUUCGAAGUUUAAAAAGUAUCGUCUU